AUGCGCAGCGGCGACGUCGUGAUGCGGCUGGCGCGCGGCCGCCGGCACGUGCCGUCCCCGCACGGAGGGAAGGUGUUCGUCACCGACAUGUGCGGCCGCCACCCGUGCCACCUCGUCGACCCGUUCACGGGCGAGCGGACGCCGCUCCCCGACCUGCCCAUCCCGCUCUCCGAGGAGGAGCCGACGCCGGUGCUCGGGACUGACCGGAGCGAGCCCCGGUACCGCCUGUCGACCGACGACGGGUUCGCGUGGGACUGGUCGCCGCACGGCGUCAUGGUUGCGCGCGGCGACACGGUGUUCUUCUGCAAGGCGGGAGGCGACGAGUGGACGCCGGUGCACCGGUCGAGCCACGGCUCGGCCAUGACCGUGAACUACCGCGGCGGCUUCUUCUUCGUGCUCGAGGAGCUGUCGCUGCGCACCGCCGUCAUCGACGCCGAGACCCUGGACCGCUCCGCCGAGAUCGACCCGCCGCCUCGCGCCGGCGGCGUCCACCUGGCGUUCCUCGUGACCUCCACCGACAACGUGCUCCUGCUGCUGAGCCGCGACGGGUACAGGUCGACCUUCACCCACGCGUACCGCGCGCACAGGCCGCGGCAGGACGGGCCCGUCCAGUGGGAGCAGGUGAAGAGCAUCGGCGACCGCGCGGUGUUCGUCGACGGCGCGCACGGCUUCACCGUCCGCGCCGGCGGGCGCGUGAGGAGGAACUGUGUGUACGUGUCCAAGACCGUGGAGCUGGACGACGAUGGCGGCAUGGCGCGCGUCGUCGCCGUGUCUCCGCUGAACGACCUGAGGAAGGUGGCGAUGGCGGAGGGAGGCGAGGCGCUAAGACGCUGCAAGGUAGAGCCGGUGUGGGGAACAUCGCAUUGGAUCAUGUGUAACCAUGGACCGUCGCCAUCGUUAGGGACAAAUAGUAGCAAUCUAGCAUUAUAGAGGACUAACUCUGGAGUAGUUUACAGUGGCCUUUAUUUAGUCAAGCAGUAAUAAUAUCCUAAAAAUAAUACUCCUUCCGAUUCAUUAAUAUGGUGCGUAUAAUUUUUUUUAAAGUCAAAAUUUGACCAUGUUUAAAGUGAAAAAUAUUUAUGUUUAGAAUUCCAAAUGUAUAUCAUCGGUUACAUUGUGAGUUUAAUGUUCAUAUUGUAUAUGUUCGGUAUUGUA
Messenger RNA from Aegilops tauschii subsp. strangulata, 1155 nucleotides. RefSeq lists its product as uncharacterized. The record is from RefSeq and is a predicted model, not a curated record. NCBI's taxonomy places the organism in Eukaryota, Viridiplantae, Streptophyta, Magnoliopsida, Poales, Poaceae.